Messenger RNA from Colletotrichum godetiae, 1281 nucleotides. RefSeq lists its product as uncharacterized. NCBI's taxonomy places the organism in Eukaryota, Fungi, Ascomycota, Sordariomycetes, Glomerellales, Glomerellaceae. The coding region runs from base 1 to 1281 and encodes 426 amino acids. The transcript has 2 exons. The record is from RefSeq and is a predicted model, not a curated record.
AUGCUGCAGAAGCACCAAUGGUGGAGUGUACCCUUUGAUGAUCGAAAUCGUCUUGCAAAACUUCUACUAGUCUGUGGCGGGCCCGAUGGUGGUCCAUGUAGUUGGAUCAGGAAUCUCAGCCUCAACGACCUCGAUGGACUACGUACUUUUUCGCGGCUCUACUCGUACGACUUUGAGAUGUUCGAAGGUCAGGAUGUGGAUGAUGACUACAUCAUCUUAAACUCCUAUGUCGACAAACUUAGGACAACAGAUUGGUGGACGUCGGACCCGAAACGCUCUAGACAUGAGCUCCAUUACGGGAAGAACAAUGAACACGCGCUUCUUCGACGCUUUUUUGACACUGUCAAACGCAUAGAGCGCUUUAGCAUUGAUUUCCCUGCGGCCUACAGCAAACAUGAUCUCAUGGCAAACUGUUACGACACGCAAGGCGUGGAUGAGGUUUUGGCAACAGCAAAACACGGUUUGGCCAGUCCGGGAUUCCAACAUUUGGUGGACCUCAGCUUUGCGGUGCCUUCAACGUGGCAUAUUGGACAAUUGGCUGGCACCCUGUCUCAGGAUGCCCGGGAUCGCCUUAGGAAGCUACGUUUGGUCAUCGUCGACGAAACUGGACCAAGCGGAAGCGCGCAAUACACCAAGAUAGAGGAGGAAAAUAACGACGGGGAUCGAACGACCAUUCUGGGAUCAGUUGCGCCGAGUAAUGUGCAGGCAACCUAUCCGAACAGAGAACAUCAGGACGCACUCUGGGCCUUGGUGGCAUCUUGCCCCAACCUUGAGGCACUUGGCAUCGAGGCGACGCAUUAUCUCAACAUGGAUAUUCAGCAGUGGGGGAAUUCCCAAUUCGGUACCAAACAUCUGCGCGACCUCUCGCUUCGCCGGAUAUGGACCAACAUACCGUCACUUCUACAACUGUUGUCGGGUAUCCUGCCAUCGUCACAAGCUUCAGCGAUCCGCCGAGUCAACUUUGACGACGUCAAGAUUCAUUGGGACGGGGGUAACUGGGAAGACGUAUUUGCGCAUCUGAGGACGAACUGCCCUGAUCUUGAGAUCUUUCGCGCAGAGCAACUCAGCUACUUUUCCAACCAUCCGCGUUACGAGCACAACAACAGGCCAUGGGAGAACUACAAUUCUAUAUGGACAGACGACUACGAUGGAGAAGCUAACGACAGACUGUUCUUGGAAAUGCUCAACAUGAAGCUAAUCAACAAGAUUGGGUCAGUCUCGGACUAUCCUGUUUCGAUAUAUAAUUACGAUUUUGAGAUGGGACUUCAAGAAUCGCACUAG